Messenger RNA from Recurvomyces mirabilis, 1602 nucleotides. RefSeq lists its product as uncharacterized. The coding region runs from base 1 to 1602 and encodes 533 amino acids. The transcript has a single exon. The record is from RefSeq and is a predicted model, not a curated record. NCBI's taxonomy places the organism in Eukaryota, Fungi, Ascomycota, Dothideomycetes, Mycosphaerellales, Teratosphaeriaceae. Gene Ontology annotation, cellular component: cytoplasm. Gene Ontology annotation, molecular function: guanyl-nucleotide exchange factor activity.
AUGGCACCAAAAAGAGCGGCCGCCAACAUCAGCAAGAAGCGCAAGUCCGACGAGGAGCCUGCUGCUGCUCCAGCGAAGAGAACCAGAGUCAGCAAGGAGCCAGCCGCAAAGACCAACAAGAAGAGCAAAGUUGACGAAGAGGCCGCCGCACCAAUGAAGAAGGCCAAGGCCGAUAGCAAACCAGCUCUGCCAAGCAGAGAGAAGCGAAAGCCGGAAGAUGAGCCUGUAGCUCCACCUAAAAAGACCAAGGCCACGGCCACGACCACGAGAUCGCGCGACAUCAUCAACAAAGCGCCUACUCAACGCCAUAACGUCUAUGUCUUCGGAGAAGGCACAGCGGGCGAGCUUGGUCUUGGCACAGCGAAGGGCACCACGGACGUGAAGCGGCCACGCCUUAAUCCCAACCUUGCAGCCGACAAGGUCGGAGUCGUGCAGAUCGAGGCUGGUGGCAUGCACGUCGUCGCGCUUACUCAUGACAACAAGAUACUCACGUGGGGUGUCAACGACCAGGGCGCAUUAGGAAGAGAUACCACAUGGGAUGGAGGAUUGAAGGAUAUGGAUGCUGCAGGAGAUGAUGAUAGCAAUUCGGAUGAUGAGGAUAACGGUCUGAAUCCACACGAGAGUAUGCCGGGAGAGGUUGACUUUUCUAGCACUAAGCUUGCCGAGGGUACUCGCUGGGUGCACGUCACUGCAGGUGACUCGUGCACAUUCGCGCUGACGGACGAUGGACUGGUGUACGGCUGGGGCACAUUCCGCGCCAACGAGGGCAUCUUCGGCUUCAACCCCACGACCAACGUCGCCCACCGCCCCACACUCAUUCCAGAACUGAAGAAAAUUACCAAGAUCGCGGCCGGCGCUAACCACGUCCUUGCAUUGGACAACAACGGUAAAGUCUUCGCCUGGGGUUCAGGCCAACAGAACCAACUUGGCCGCCGUAUCGUGGAGCGCACGAAGUUGGAAGGGUUGAAGCCACGAGAAUUCGGCCUGCCCAAGGGCCCGAAGAAGGGUAUUGUCGAUAUAGCUACGGGUAGCUACCACAGCUUCGCCAUCGACAAGGCAGGCAACGUCUACAGCUGGGGCCUGAACAACUUCGGCGAGACCGGUAUCCCGGAUAAUGCCGGCGAGGACGAUGCUCUCAUCCUCAAGCCACAGGUCGUGGAGGCCCUGAAGGGCAAGAAGGUCAUCAGCAUUGAAGGCGGAGGACACCACUCCCUCUGCGCCACAGCAAACGGCGACUGUCUGAUCUGGGGCCGCAUGGAUAGCGCCCAAGUCGGCAUCUCAGAGGAAGAAAUCAAGAAAAUGAGCGACGACCUCAUCGUCAAGGACGAGCACAACAAACCCCGGAUUCUCAAGGUCCCGACCAAAGUCACCGCGAUCAAAGGUGCCGUCUCGCACGUUGCAAGUAGCAGCGAUCAUAGCGUCGUCGUUACCAAGGACGGGAAAGCGUGGUCUUGGGGGUUCAGUGCUAAUUAUCAGACUGGGUUGGGGACGACGGAAGAUGUGGAGGUGGCUACUAUGAUUGAUAAUACUGCUGUCAGGGAGCAGAAGCUAACUUCUUCGACCACGGGUGGGCAGUUUAGUAUUCUUACAUCGGCCGCUUAG